Messenger RNA from Syngnathoides biaculeatus (alligator pipefish), 3775 nucleotides. It is a transcript of the gene fem1c, whose product is annotated as fem-1 homolog c. Gene Ontology annotation, molecular function: protein binding. The record is from RefSeq and is a predicted model, not a curated record. The transcript is spliced from 6 exons. Lineage: Eukaryota; Metazoa; Chordata; Actinopteri; Syngnathiformes; Syngnathidae. Bases 986 to 2842 code for a protein of 618 amino acids.
CGACCACAUUUGGCACCCACUUCCACACACACACAAAAAAAACAAAGCAGAAAAACUGCUGCAAAUCAGAUUCGGUGGAUACAAAACAAGCAUAAACGGAUUAAACCGCGGUUAUUUUGUUCUUGCAGUUGGAGCACUUGAUUCGAUUAUUUCAGGGCGUAGUAUUUGGUGUGUUAUUUUUUUCGCUACUGGCUUACGCCGCGCUGCUAUUGGACCUGCGGCAAGUCCGUCACCCGAUGGAGGCGAGAAAAAGGGGAGCGCUCGUCCUCUCCGCUGCUAUUCGACGCGAGGCGCGUCGUGAUCGUCUGCGAAGCCGUGGGCGGACAGACGCCUACCCGUGUUUACUUCACCGUCACCGUCACCACCACCCCUCUCCUCUUCGGCGCUGAGAAUCCUAUUCCAGCUCGACACUAACGACCAUUUUCGUCGCUCUUUACUUAUCGGCCAACUCGUUUACGGUCGGGUCGAGCGAAAGGCUGACGGACGACGUCGAGAGUGCGUCCCGGAGAGGGUUAAACAAGGCGGGGUGUAGUUCUCGGCAGUGGGGUGGAUUCCCCCCUCCCCCGUUCCUUCGUUCCCGGCCCUCGGGGAAAUGCCGUGGUCGACGUCACGCGAGUAAAUGUAUCUCGGCUAUGACACGGGUGGGAAGUAGCUCGAACGGAGGCCGCGCUUCCCGGUGGCGGAGACGUUUCUCGGGGUGAUUGUCGGCCAGGUGGGGAGGGGGAAGGAGCCGGAGAGGCGGCUAGGUUCGGGCCAAGCUAGUUGGGCUAGCUGGCUAGUUCGAGGAAGUUGGUUGACCGGGACAAAGAGUUGAAAAUCGAGGUGGUGCCCUUUUAAAUCCGAGGGGGGUGAUUCGCCGACGUUCGGAUUCCGAAUAGGAGGACUGAGAUUCAGCAUCUUUUUUUUUUUUUUUUAAACUGGGUCCCCUUCCACCUGGUUCUACCCCGUAACUUUCACGGGUGUUCCCCACUCCCCUCCUCCAACCAUGGAUUUAAAGACGGCGGUGUUCAACGCGGCCAGAGACGGGAAGCUCCGCUUGCUCGAGAAGCUCCUGGAGAACAAAGACGUACGCGAGGUGACCAAGCUGAUGGGGGAGAAGACGAACGGCGCCACGCCGCUCCUCAUGGCCUCCCGCUACGGCCACCUGGACCUGGUGGAGUACCUGCUGGAGUGCUGCCGCGCGCCCGUCGAGGUCGGGGGCUCGGUCAACUUCGACGGGGAGACCAUCGAGGGCGCCCCGCCGUUGUGGGCGGCGUCGGCCGCCGGCCACCUGAAGGUCGUGCAGUCGCUGCUCGGCCACGGAGCCUCCGUGAACAGCACCACGCUGACUAACUCGACGCCCCUGCGGGCGGCUUGCUUCGACGGCCACCUGGACAUCGUCAGGUACCUGGUGGAGCACAAGGCCGACCUGGAGGUCGCUAACAGGCACGGCCACACGUGUCUCAUGAUCUCCUGCUACAAGGGACACAAGGAGAUCGCUCAGUACCUGCUGGAGAGAGGCGCCGACGUCAACAGAAAGAGUGUCAAAGGCAACACGGCACUUCACGACUGCGCCGAGUCGGGCAGUCUGGAGAUCAUGCGUAUGUUGCUGCAGUACAGGGCGUCCAUGGAGCAGGACGGCUACGGCAUGACGCCGCUGCUGUCCGCCAGCGUCACGGGCCACACCAACAUCGUGGACUACCUGACCGCGCACCACCAGACGAGCCACAAGGAACGCAUCGAUGCCCUGGAGCUACUGGGAGCCACGUUUGUAGACAAGAAGAGAGACCUACUGGGAGCCUUGAAAUACUGGAAGAAAGCCAUGGAGUUCAGAUACAUGGACGGCAACAACGUGGUCCAUAAACCCGAACCCAAGCAGCUGAUUAUGGCAUACGACUACGCCCGGGAGGUGACAAAUGCCGAGGAACUGGACGGGCUCAUAUCAGACCCCGAUGAGAUGCGCAUGCAGGCCCUGCUCAUCCGCGAGCGAAUCCUGGGCCCGCAGCACCCGGACACGUCGUACUACAUCCGGUACCGCGGCGCCGUCUACGCCGACUCGGGCAACUUCGAGCGCUGCAUCAACCUGUGGAAGUACGCCCUGGACAUGCAGCAGAGCAACCUGGACCCCCUGAGCCCCAUGACGGCAUCCAGCCUGCUGUCGUUCGCCGAGCUCUUCUCCUUCAUGCUGCAGGACCGCGCCAAGGGCCUGCUGGGUACGUCGGUGUCCUUCGAGGACCUGAUGGGCAUCCUGUCCAAAAGCGUGCUGGAGAUCGAGCGCGCCAUCCGCCAGAGGCGAUCACUCCCGCCGGACCCCGCCCAGCUCAGCAAGGCUCUGUCCAUCAUCCUGCACCUCAUCUGUCUGCUGGAGAAGGUGCCGUGCACUAUGGAGCAAGACCACUUGAAGAAGGAGACCAUCUACAGGUUCCUGAAGCUGCAGCCGCGCGGCAAGAACGGCUUCAGUCCGCUCCACCUGGCGGCCGACCGAAACACCACCUGCGUGGGCCGCUACCCGGUCUGCAAGUUCCCCUCGCUCACAGUCACCGCCAUCCUGCUCGAGUGCGGCGGCGACGUCAACAGCCGAGACGACGACGACAACAGCCCGCUGCACGUAGCCGCAUCCAACGGGCACGCCGACAUCAUGAACCUGCUGGUGUCGGGCGGCGCUCACUUCGACAGCACCAACGCCUUCCGGCAGACGGCCUGCGAGCUCCUGGACGAGAAGGAGCUGGCGCGCAACGUGGUCCAGCCCAUCAACCACACCACGCUGCAGUGCCUGGCCGCCCGCGUCAUCGUCAAGCACGGCCUCCGCUACCGGGGGGACAUCCCCGAAAAACUGGAGGCCUUCGUGCUGCUCCACAGAUAAUGACCGGAAGGGUCGGAUCCAGAGGAAGUGGCGGGUUGAACUCCAAACGAUUGGAACGGACAGGAUUGGAUUAACGACAUGGAUUUUUUUUUUUUUUUUUUUCGUUUGUUUGUUUAUUUUGCUCCGGAAAAAGAAACAUUUUGGCAUAUUCACACAAAUGCUAUUUAUUCUCACAGAAAGACACUUGAGAGAGUUUUCUCCAUGCAACAAAAAUGUUUUUUUUUUCCUUUUUUUUUAGCAUUUGCUGGGUUUUCAGGGCUUUCAUUUCUCUUCCUCGUCUCAUCAUGGCUGCCAACGACUUUUCUUUCUUUUUUUUUUACCCAGCUGGUGUGGAUUCUACAUAAGUCAUUAAUGAAAGAAAAAGCUUUACAUUUACGAGGCUGGCUUGGGGGUGGCGGGGGGUCCGCUAACACCAUAAGUGCUUUAUUCUAUUCCUUCUAUGCACAGGCUAGGCUGUUGGAAAGAGACUGUUUUUCAUUCACUCGUCUGUGCAAUAUCUCAUUUGUGUUCACCUCAUCGCUCCCGUUUUGCCCGAUCCCGAAAGGCCCGCCGUUGUUCCGAGAUGGCUCUCCGCUGAUGCCCCCCCCCCACCACACACCCACAUAACUCCCGACGUUAAUGCUUUGCAAAUGAUCACGUUUGCACAUUCUCGCUGUUUUAAAAAAAAAAAAAAGGCUUGUGGAGAGCACAGAGAAGAAAAAAAGGGCUUUUUUUUCAUAUCGCGGUGGAUACCUUGUUUCCCCCCCCCCCCCCAGUUUUUCUUCCAUCAAACAGUUUGAAAUGGGGGGUGGGGGGAGGAAAAAGUAUCCAGGGGCAACUUGGUCUGAAUCAGCACUUUACUCACAACGGAGAUUAAGAUUGGAUACGGCAUUCAUCCUGUUCACAUCUUAAUGAACCAAUUUGACAAUAAAACCAUGUUGCACUUGUCCUUUC